Microdochium trichocladiopsis is the source of this 1389-nucleotide messenger RNA. RefSeq lists its product as uncharacterized. NCBI's taxonomy places the organism in Eukaryota, Fungi, Ascomycota, Sordariomycetes, Xylariales, Microdochiaceae. The coding region runs from base 1 to 1389 and encodes 462 amino acids. The transcript is spliced from 4 exons. The record is from RefSeq and is a predicted model, not a curated record.
AUGAGGACCAACUCAAGACAUCCCGGCAUUAUAGCCGUCUGCCUGGCAAUCCUCAACUUUAGCCGACCAGCCACCGCGGUCACCAACACCACGACAAACAGCUCCCUCAUCAUAUUCCCCAACUCCGACAGACCAGACCCAGACGCCUGGGGUUCGGUGCCCGUGCCCGGGUUCCGUCUCGACCGUCCCUACCCGGACACGCUGGAAACCAACAACGACAGCGCCUCGUCAGACUGGCAGCUCAACGUCGCUUUCCAGCGCGAACCCGGCCGUAAUCGUGAGGAUGCCAGCGUGCGCAUCUCACUCUGGGUCGACCCGCCCGCGCUGGGGCAGCCGGGCGCCGUGCUCGACGCAGAGACGGGCACCUGGAGCGUGCCCAGCAACGUGAGCGACACGUGGAACGUCCGCCUCAUCUCAAUCGCGUCCGGGGGCUAUCUGCAGCUCCGCGCCGUCGACGACCCAAACGACGACGUGGACGGGUCCUGCCCGGAGAGCGUCCUGAGCCCGGCAUGCAUCGCGCAGUUGCGUGCAGAUCUCGUGGCGCACCCGGCAGUGUUGGAUGGCGGCGACGCAUCGCUGAGAAACAUUUCGCUUCCUGGAGAGAGCUGCGAGGGCUACUACGGCUAUCGUGAUCAAAGCCUGUCCACCGGCGACCGGUUCAACUCGACGAGGGUCAUCGCACAGGACCUGGCGGGAAAGAAUGGCGAAGGCACAGACAAUUGGGACCGCUACGGCUCCGGGACGUUCCCGUUCAUAAUCAUCUGGGGUCACAGCAAUACGACUGAGCAGGGCCAGCGCCUGCCGGACGACCACGUCACGUUCGCGUGUGUCAAGGUCGACUCCGUGGCGCCGGGCGUGCAGAUGCCCCAGAUGGUCUCGGCCGGCCAUAGCAUGGCAAGAGGGGGCGGUGCAUUCACGAGGGCUGGGAUCAUGGCCGCGGCUAACGGCCACCAGGGCGGCCUCCAGGCUUUGGGCCGCACUGAACUCAGCAGUCAAGAGGCUAGCACCAGCAAAGGCCGGAGCCUAGAGGCAUGGGGAGCAUGCAAGGCGGUGAUCAACAAGGUGCUCGAUGGCUGUACGGUCGUCAUUGACGAGGGAUUGGACCUGACACUGUUCGACAUUGCGUCGGUCCUCGUCCGCCACGCCGGCAGAAGGGAUCUGGCCGUCUGCCUUGACCUGUUCUGCUCGAGCUUCGACGUCCACGAGAAGCUCUGGCACUGUCUCGGUGCGGCUCUGGACGGGGGUGAAGAGUUCUACGAGUUCAGUGUAGACGAAACGGCGGGCAGCGUCACAUGCCCAUACCACGAGGGGCAGCGUUGCAUCGUCAUCAGCAGCGGGUUCAAGUUGGCACAGUACGAGCCCUUGUCGAUCGUGUUCAGACAGCUGUAA